Molecule: messenger RNA, 1936 nt
Organism: Pocillopora damicornis (cauliflower coral)
Lineage: Eukaryota; Metazoa; Cnidaria; Anthozoa; Scleractinia; Pocilloporidae
Source: RefSeq, a predicted model, not a curated record
GUUGGCAGUUCCAUUCUUUAUUUGAGUUGAAACAAAAAACAUUCACAAAAUACUCAACAAAGGUAACCUCUUUGAUAACCGACAAAAACGAUUUUACAGCAAGAGGCCAUUUAAAAACUCCGAUUUGAGCUCGAACACACGUGUUCCACGCGUAAUUUAUCAUUUCGCAACCAAUCAAAGAACGCUUUGUUUGUCUAAAAUGAAAAGAGACAAUCUAAUAGAAACAAAGAGUUUGUGUCUCUGAGGCUGACACUCACCUCCUAUCACGUUCAAGUUUUCCUCUGUUGUAGCAACCCAACCUUAAUUAUUAAUUGUUUCAAAGAAGAACGAAAAUCGGUAUAGCAGAAAUUCUGAAUUCGUCGUCAAGGAGGCCUUCCUUUCGUUUGUUGACAAUCGAGAAAAAAAUAGCGACAAAAAAUCCCUCGGGGUUAUCUGCCAUGUGCACGAUUCGGUUGACAUCAAUUUUUUUCGUCGAUUGGGAGACCACAAGCAAAGAUUUCGUGAAAGGGAUAAAGUUCACUUCGACGCAACGAGAUAUAAAAGUCCACUUGUUUUACAACAAGAAAACACCGAAAAAUGAGCUUCCUGGAGAUUCGGAGUGGAUUGUAAAACAUCCUACGCUUACAUCUUCCGCCGAGGCGUCUUGGACGGCGCUUUUAACGUACGUGCUGCAUUUUUACACGCACACGGCGUGCAACUGUACAAACAACCACUGUAGACUUUGGCCUAAGCGCCAUGUUCAUACAAAGUACAGGGCUCAUAUUGUAUGCGGAGACGAAGCCAGGUACGAAGAAUUGCAAGCCAUUUUGAAAUUCAAUAAAAUUCCUGUAAAAAUAAUCGACGUUGGCGAGCGUACCCUUCUCGACUUGUUUCAAUAUUCUUGCAACCACUGCAAAAUUAUUUUCAAAACUAAGAAAGAAGCUGAUGCCCAUGACCAGAUCAAGCACAAUUUUCUGUGCACGAAUUUGAGAUGCGAAAAAAGCAAGCGAACGAACGGCUUCUUUGCAAGGAAGGAAUUGGAAGAUCAUCUUGCGCGCCAGCGGAGCUGCGAAUUCUGCCCAGAUAAGAUAUUCUGCUCGACUAAAAAACUUGAAGAACACAUGGGAAAAACUCAUAGAAAAUGCGACUGCAGCUGCGAGGAGUACUACGAAACGAGAGAUGAAUAUCUUGAGCAUUUUUACAGUAAUUUGCCUCUGCCGUGUCUCGAAGAGCCGAGUUGUUCCGAGCGCUUUCCGAACAUUGAGUUUCAAGCUUUCCACCACAAGUCAGUCCACGGGGCAACCUAUCCGUACUAUUGUAUGGCCUGCUAUAAAAAGAAGUACUUGGUCUGUCUCAAAACCGCUGAAGAAUUAUUGAAUCACGUGGAGGAAGAAAAACAUAGCGAUGAAGAAUUUUCUUUUGCGCAAAUUCCUCUCUAUAUUGCAUUGGGAGAAAACUGAUGUCUGGAAAUUCAAGGCAAUGGACAAUAAAAAAGAGAACGGAAUUUCCUUCGGAACGUUCUUUGUAAGAGACUAUUUCUAAUGUUUGACUCUGUAAAAAACGCAGAAGAAUUUUGCUUCAACUAUGACUUUAGACAGGGCUACGUUCAACAUAAAGUAAGCAAGGAGAAACGUAUUUUUCCAACUGAGAGAAAUAAUAGAAACGAAACACUCUACCCAGAGUUCUUCAAUUCUAAGAGAAUUCGAAUUUUUAUGUGAGAUCAAGGUCAAGUUUAAGAGUUUCAUUUCUUAUGAACCUAGAGUGACCUAUUCGAUUUACUAAAUUGACUCUCAAAAGUGCGCGUACUACUCCGACUCAACAAAUGUUUAACGUGAAAUUUUUGGGAAAUUUUAUUUUUGCAAUAAAAACUAAACAGAGGUCAAUUAUUUAUAACUGAUUCCGGCUAAAAGUUUUCCCCGGAGUUCUUUCAAAAUCUGAUAACAUUUAUAAUGCAUUU